Molecule: messenger RNA, 1466 nt
Organism: Nannochloropsis gaditana CCMP526
Exons: 3
Biological process (GO): phosphorelay signal transduction system
Source: RefSeq, a predicted model, not a curated record
AACACAGCACAGAAAUCUAUUGGGGCGAAAAACUCGGAUGGGAAGGACGGAGGAGCAUCAAAAGGCAACACCUGGCUCAUUAUAAAGCUGUUUACUGACUGAACUCCGUAUUGCAUUGCAAGGAUCAGAGAGACCAGCUUGAGUCAUUGGGGACUACUUAUCAAACGGAUUCUUUUUUCCUCAACGUUGCUUAUUCGUCCAUCCCUACGGGAGAAGAAUUUCCCCGAGCAGACCACGACAUUACGGACCCUGGGGCCUUGGUAGGAGGUACGAGGCAACGAGACGAUCAGCCGGCAGCCCAAUGGUCCGACGAUCAUGCCCGUGAGGCCAUGUGGCACGACGAAAAUGCCUUUCCAAGAAGAGAAAUUGCGGGGACUGAAGCAUGGCCUCGGGGGGAAAUGGCAUGUGGAGGGCGCAGAAGGGAGGGCGGAGAGGACGACCAGUCCAUGGCGGGGGCGCGCGGGGACCGGGAGGAUCUCGCCGCCGAAGUCGCCUUGGUCGCUUCCUGCCUCGAGCGGCAAUUGCAUGACGUUGUCCUCGACUUGGACGCUGCCACCCCAGUCCUCCAAGCGGAUGCAGCUUUACCCGCUUCCUCCCUCGCCCCCCUGGUCCGCUCAUUGCAGGGCCUGGACGCCCUCCUCCCCGAGCUCCGCGGCCUGACAAAAAUGGCGCGAAGGGCCCAGGGAGGAAACUCGAACAAGGGAAGGAGUGGCGCCGACCCCGCGUCCUCUGAUGCCACUGCGUCGGGGAAGGCUUUGGGCAGACAGGCGGGCGGGCAGGAGGAAGACCCUGCCGAGGACACCAAGUCCAUGGCCACCAGCACGGAGAUAGCCUCGAGCUCGCACAUGGGGGAAGCGGAGAAUAUCAGAAAAGAGGGGAAAAAAAGGCGGAUGGACGCCGGUCCUUCUCCCGGCCAUGGCAUGACCGCUGCUGUGGAGCGACUCCUGGGGCCCAUGCCGGUGCCUUCGGGCGCGGGCGUGGCUGCCCGGCACCUCCCUUCCGAACCCAUCGCCACGCACCGUCCACGGCCCUCCUUCUCCACCUCUGCCCCACCAUCCUCCGAGAGGGUGUUCCCACCAUAUCCCGAUUCCAACGUGGGCCGCUCUGCCUUUCCCUGCUCGUUCUCGCUUCGACAGCCACCCUUUCCCACUGCCCCGCGCGUCCCCGUCCUCCGCCUCCUCCUGGUCGUUCGAGAUGUCCACCAGGCCCUAGCUUUGGAACGAGCCGCCCAGGGCGGGGGGAAGGGCGUGCGUUUCCAUGUGGACGUGGCUCGUUCGGUGCUGGCCGGUCUGUACCGACUUUCGUUGCAGCAUUUCGACGUGGUGGUGAUGGAAUCUGAAGGGAGCUUGAUGGGGGGGUUGGAGGCGGUGAGGAGGUUGAGGGCUUUGGAAGGUCGUUUGGAAGGCUUGAAACGGAUGCAUGCGGUUCGUCCCGUGCUGCGGACGAGGACGAAAGAGGGAGGGAGU